This is a messenger RNA of Homarus americanus (American lobster), 3363 nucleotides long. RefSeq lists its product as uncharacterized. NCBI's taxonomy places the organism in Eukaryota, Metazoa, Arthropoda, Malacostraca, Decapoda, Nephropidae. Gene Ontology annotation, cellular component: mitochondrion. The coding region runs from base 481 to 2943 and encodes 820 amino acids. The record is from RefSeq and is a predicted model, not a curated record. The transcript is spliced from 14 exons.
CUGGAUCUAUUACACGACUAUUACAGGAUUAUUCUUAUCAUGUUAUCUAAUCGUUGUACUGUGAAGUUUAAUUCGUCAAUCCGUAACUCGCUAAGUGUUACAGGUGUAGAAGUUGACACUCAAGUGUCCUCGCCACUCACUGUCCGACGUGAUGGUCACACUGUGGUUAAGUAUUUGUCAAUUAUUAUUAAUAGUUGUGUAUAAGAUUACAAAACAAUCGGAUAAUCUUGUUUUACGCGAUUUACUCAACCAAGCCAAACGUAACCUAACCUAAGAGGUGAGGGUUGUGAACUCUUGGAACAAUCUGCCAGAGAGAUGUGAUGGUGCUGAGUGUGAGCUUCUUCAAGACCAGAGUUGACCAACACUGGUGCAGGUACAGAUAUGGCCUGGAACCAGUACAUGCCCAGAGUACUUACCAACAGUGCAUAACAGAGACACAACCGUUUGCCUAAGUGGCUAACAAGCCGAUCAGCAAGAUUAAUGUCUCCAAGUAUGGUCAUCCAUCCUCUACUGAGGAAUACCCUCCUUGCAGGGGCAAGGAAGGUACACAUACCCCAGGUACCAACUACCGGUAGCAACUCUAAUAGUUCGUUUGUUUUGUAUGGAAAUUUCAUACAAGGCUGCAGCUUCAGCCAGCCCUCAGGAAGUAAAAUCAUACCAACACCUUUAAAGUUUUUUAACUAUCAUAAUCAUCAAUUAAUGCAUCAGACAAAUCUCUCAUCAUGUACACCCAUGAGCAAAGGAAGUGUACAGUCCCUAGUAAGUCACAGGGAGUUCAGUUUCACUAUAUGUUGCAAAAUAAUAGAUUCAUGUCGAAAUGCUAGAACAAGACUUAUUAGUAAGGUCAAUAAUGUUCUUCAGAGAACUCCUAAGUCUAAAGUUGGGUUCAGAAAAGUAAGACUGGAUAAAAUAAUUUUGGGGUCAAUGUUCCUCAGCCCAUCACAGUUAUUUAGAAAUCAAAAGGAGGAGAAAAUGAUAAUUGCUGAGCUGCCUAAGGAACCAAAGAAGAAAACAAGAGGAAGGCUGUUUCAGCUUCUUCUUAGUGUGUAUGAACUUUUGCAACUUUGUCUCCGAGCUCUUCGCCUUGUUCUGACAUUUGGUCCAAUUUUGGCAUUGUAUCCUGUUACCUACUUGGGGAAGACUGCUACUGAUGCAUGGUGGAAUCUGCUCUUAAUAGCAGUAGAAUUUUCGGGUCCAAUCCUAAUCAAGCUGGGCCAGUGGGCAUCAACACGUCGAGACAUCUUCCCAGAUUCAUGUUGUUCCCAGUUCUCUCGACUCCAGAGACGCAUUGAACCCCAUUCGUGGAAGUACACUCUCUAUCAAAUGAAAAAAGCUUUUGGUCCCCACUGGAGAAAGGUUUUCGUUAAGUUUGAUAAUGAUUGUAAGCCUAUUGGGUCUGGCUGUGUUGCUCAGGUAUACAAGGUAUGGAUGGCCACAGAUGCCAUUCUUGACAAUGAUAUAAUGGAGGAAAUUCUCUUGGACAUGGAUGAUGACACCCCAAACUUGCAGGAAGGACUGGAAGUCAUGGGAUUUGGAAACCUCUUUAGUUCAGAAAAUUUGAUGAAGUUGGAACAAGCUCGUGCAUUGCAAGAUUGGCAAGAGCAACGAGAAUUGAAGAGACAUCAGAAGAAGGAACAACAACAGCUGUUGAUCCAACAGUCACAAGCAGAAAAUGAAGGCCAACCACCUAAAGUACAAACAGUUGAAAUUCCUAAAGAAGAAACUGACGUACUGUCCAUAGUAGAAAAUUUAGCAAGUGAUGUAUUAAAUAGUGAAGACCAAACAGCAGUUGACUCCAGAGAAACAGCAGAGCCUGGGGCAAAUAUUAAGGGCGAGGUUGAGGAAGACUUACUCACGCAUUCUCUGGUGGAGGAAUGGCAGGAAGGUACCGAUAGUCAUGAUAAGUCACUGCCACUUGAUGAAGCCCCACCAGAUGACCUGGAGGGUCUGGUGCCAGUGGCCAUCAAAGUUCUUCACCCAGGUGUACAGUCAGCCUUCAAGAGGGAUCUAAGGAUCAUGAGAGCAUUUGCAUGGUUCAUCACAUUCGUCUUCCCAUCAGUUAAAUGGCUGUCACUUCCUCAGUGUGUUGAUGAGUUUAGUGAAGUAGUGACUGCUCAGAUCAAUCUAAAGACAGAAGCGGAAAAUUUGGAAACAUUUUCAGAAAAUUUUGCUGACAUCUCCUUUAUCAAAUUUCCUAGACCACUGAGACCUUAUGUGACUAAAAAGCAGGUGUUGGUGGAGACAUAUGAGGACGGUGAACCAAUGAUCAACUUCAUCAAAUCCUCAGAGGAAGAUUCAAAUGAAGAACUAAGGAAGCGCUUGGCUGUGAUUGGUGUUGAUGCAUUGUUGAAAAUGGUAUUUGUGGACAAUCUCGUUCAUGGAGACUUACACCCAGGGAAUAUGCUUGUGCAGAACAAUAGUAAUGGUCAAGAAGGUGGAACCACCUCUGCUGGAGACACUGUUCGCAUCGUGAUGGUGGAUGUUGGGUGUGACACUUUUGUCAUGGAUGUACAGCCAGAUCCAAAUCCCCUGCGCAUCUGUAUCUUGGACUGCGGCUUUGUGUCAAAGCUCAGUCAACAAAAUCUAAACAACAUAAGGGCUGUAUUUAAGCAAAUUGUGCUUGGAGAUGGUGAAUCAGUUGCAGAUCUUUUCCUCAACAAUAGUGAGCAUCAGUGCAAAGAUCCAGAAGCCUUCAAAGGAGAAAUAACAGAUCUUGUGCAGACAGCCAGAGAAAACACCAUAUCCCUGGGACAGGUGGAUGUGGGAAUGCUGCUACAACAGGUUCUGGGUAUCCUUCUACGUCACCACGUCCGCCUGGAGUCGGCCUUCAGUGCUGUAGUUCUGGCAAUAUUCGUCCUGGAAGGUCUCGGAAGAAUGUUGGAUCCAAACAUGGACAUAUUAGAAAGAGCCAGACCAAUAUUGGUCACAGGAAACAUGAACUAACUUCCCUCCAGACAAAAAAAGAUUAAUCAAUGAAUUAAUGUAUAAGAUAGAAAAAAUUUUCUUAGGUGUAUAAUUCAUAAAUUUUUUCUAGUGUUAAGAGUUAUUACCUACCAUUCAUUGUAAAGUGUUUGAUAUUAAACUUGAGAUUAUCUGUGAAAACAAAGAUUAUGAAUGCUGGAGUACUAGAUGAGUUUUUAUAGAAUGAACAAAUAUAUGGUACAUGAAACCCUCGGUAUAACGGACACUAUGUCACAGACCCUGGUUAUACGAGACGCCCUAACCCUAUCGGACAAACCCUCGAGAUAACAAACAAACGUCUGUUAUCCCUUAUCCCUGAGGAGUUGUUUGAUAGUUUGUCACUGCAUAAAGAAUAUGUUAGUCAAAAUAAAAUACCAAAUUACAUAAUACAAAAAUAAUAUA